UCCCUCUCCCCCUGUCUCUCUCUCUCUCUUUGCCUGUGUAAGAGGGUAAGGAAAGGGGUAGAGAGAGAAAGAGAAGAGACCCAUGUCCUGCAAAAUUCAUUCAAUUCAAUUAAUUAGACCCAACUUGGCUUUUGUUGUUUCUUGCCUUUCUUCUUGUACUGCCAAAUUUUGAGAUCGCCACUGGGCAAAGCUGAGAGGGGAGAGAGAGACUUUACUGCUCUAACGUCACCUGCUCGACCUGCUGCUCCUUCCUCCCUUUUCCAUCUCGUCCCAACCAAUUCUCUCUCAUUAAUUGCUCGGCUCUCCCCAAUCACCAUCCCCAAAAUCUGCCUCUUUCCUUUCAAGACGACUCCUUCUCCCCAGUUGAGACCUGCCAUCAGAUUUCUCUGCUUGUUUGACCAGAAAUGGAAGUUGUGGGUCUGCUAAUGCUUCCCGUGAUCUGUCCUUUCCCAGAAGUUUGUUUCCUACAUUGCAUCCCCUCAGGUUCGGUUUAGCUUCUUCUGCAAUUGAAGUUUGAUUCUUGAUUUAGCUGUUGGGUCGGAUUUUGGCGGUUCGAUUCGGCUGGGAAUUCAGUUUGUUAGAGCCAUGGAAGGAUGGCAUAGAGGGAUCUCCUUUCUGGACUGCUCUGUUUUUGUUUCUGUUUCCGUGUUGAUGAUUCUAUGUGGGGUUGCUAUGGCUGGUUUUCAGACCGUUGGGAAGGUUAGCCCCGGGUUUGGUGGGACCCAGAUGAACUGGAUUGACAAGGACGGGAAGUUCCUCGUAUCUAAUGACUCGAACUUCGCCUUCGGUUUCAUCACGAUGAGCAGUGAUGUCACCCUGUUCUUGCUCGGCAUCGUACAUGUCGGGACCCAGACCGUGGUAUGGUCCGCCAAUUGGGAAUCACCUGUCUCGAAUUCUGACAAGUUCUCGUUCAACGAGAACGGGGAUGUGGUCCUGUACAAGAGUGGUACUGUGGUCUGGUCCACAGGAACCGGUAACAAAGGUGUUUCCGCAAUGGAGAUGCAGGAUUCAGGAAAUCUUGUCUUGGUCAGAUCCGAUGGUGGGACUGUUUGGCAGAGUUUUAGCCACCCGAGCGACACCCUCUUAUCGAACCAGGAAUUCACGGAGGGAAUGAAGCUCGUGGGAAUCGGAGCGAAGAACCCGAGCUAUUCUCUCGAGAUCAAGUCUGGGGACAUGCUCCUCUCUGCGGGGUACCGGACACCACAGCCCUACUGGUCCAUGGGGAAAGACACUCGGAAAAUCGUAAACAAGGGCGGCGGGCAAAUCAGUUCUGCGAAACUUGAGGCAAACUCGUGGAGCUUCUAUGAUAAGAACAAGAACUUGCUCUGGAAGUUCGUCUUCUCGCAGAAUACCGACCCAAAUGCGACUUGGAUUGCAGUACUUGGGCAGGAUGGAACAGUAUCUUUCACAAACCUCCCUAGCACUGGCUCGGGCAGUGUCGUGACAUCCCCAACAAAGAUCCCAAGCAACUCGUGUAGCACACCCAAGCCUUGCGACCCUUACUUGGUCUGUCAUGAUACUAAUAAUCGGUGCAGUUGCCUCCCAGCUCUUCAAUCUUACACGAACUGCUCAUCGGGGUUUGUUUCUCCUCCAUGCAGUCCAAAGGGCCUCACAACGAGGCUUGUCAGUGCGGGAGAUGGAAUCAGCUACUUUGCUCUCAGUUUCAUCUUGCCUAACAUUGAUAAUGCCAACCUUGAGAGCUGCAAAUCUUCUUGUCUAAGUAACUGCUCGUGCCUCGCCAUGUUCUUUCAAAACAGCACUGGGAGCUGUUACAUUUUUGAUUCUGUUGGGGCAUUCCAGAGCUCCAGCAAGAGCUCGGACUUUGCAGCAUACAUCAAGGUACCGGGCAAUGGAGGGACUGGGACAAGCUCGGGUGGCAGUGAGAGCAGCAAGAAGCAUGCUGCAGUCAUUGCUGUAAUCGCUGUCUCAACAAUUAUCGUGAUCCUCGGUUUGAUAUAUGGAGGUUUUCGGUACUAUAAGUCGAAGUCGAAGUUGCCCGAGACUCCUCAAGAUGGUUCGGAGGAUAACUUCCUAGAGAGCUUGACAGGGAUGCCAGUACGUUUUGCCUACAAAGACCUCCAAACAGCAACUAACAACUUUACAACGAAACUCGGCCAGGGCGGAUUUGGUUCGGUGUACGAGGGAACCCUACCUGAAGGAACGAGGCUAGCAGUGAAGAAGUUAGAAGGGAUCGGGCAGGGGAAGAAAGAGUUCCGAGCUGAGGUUUGCAUCAUUGGGAGCAUCCACCACCACCACUUGGUCCGCCUCAGGGGCUUUUGUGCCGAGGGAGCCCAUCGCCUCCUCGCUUAUGAGUAUAUGGCUAACGGGUCCCUUGAUAAGUGGAUAUUUAGGAAAGACAAAGGGGAAAUGCUCAACUGGAACACCCGAUUCAAUAUCGCACUUGGGACUGCAAAGGGUUUAGCGUACCUGCACGAGGAUUGUGAUGCGAAGAUCGUGCAUUGUGAUAUAAAGCCCGAGAAUGUUCUCUUAGACGAGAAUUUCCUCGCUAAGGUCUCUGAUUUCGGGCUGGCUAAGCUGAUGACGCGGGAGCAGAGCAAUGUGUUCACAACCCUUCGGGGCACAAGGGGAUACCUUGCGCCCGAGUGGAUAACAAACUAUGCCAUUUCGGAGAAAAGCGACGUGUACAGCUACGGGAUGGUGCUGCUGGAGAUCAUUGGUGGGCGAAAGAACUUCGACCCCUCAGAGACAUCCGAGAAGUCCCAUUUCCCUUCCUACGCGUUCAAGAUGAUGGAGGAAGGGAAGUUGAGGGACCUCCUAGACUCAUGCCUGACUUAUGACGAAAGUGAUGAGCGGGUAAUUACAGCUAUUAAGGUCGCCCUAUGGUGCAUACAGGAGGACAUGGCCCUCAGGCCAUCGAUGACUCGGGUGGUGCAAAUGCUUGAGGGGCUCUGUCCGGUUCCUCAGCCCCCGACUUCCUCUCCGUUAGGGGGUCGGCUUUACUCGAGCUUCUUCAAAUCAAUCAGCGAAGAGGGGACUUCAUCGGGGCCAUCGGAUUGCAAUAGCGAUGCUUAUCUCUCUGCUGUUCGGCUAUCUGGCCCGAGAUAACAUUGAGGGAAACCUAAAUCGUUCGAAACCAUUUUGUCCAAUUUCAUGUACAUUACAACAAUACACAUAUAUAUAGAGAGAGGAAGAAACAUUAUCUAUGUUCA
Punica granatum (pomegranate) is the source of this 3170-nucleotide messenger RNA. The record is from RefSeq and is a predicted model, not a curated record. NCBI's taxonomy places the organism in Eukaryota, Viridiplantae, Streptophyta, Magnoliopsida, Myrtales, Lythraceae.